Molecule: messenger RNA, 1583 nt
Organism: Amyelois transitella
Lineage: Eukaryota; Metazoa; Arthropoda; Insecta; Lepidoptera; Pyralidae
Product: 23 kDa integral membrane protein
Exons: 5
Coding region: 322-1173 (283 amino acids)
Cellular component (GO): membrane
Source: RefSeq, a predicted model, not a curated record
AUUAGAGCAUACUGUGUGAUUGAUAAAUGAAUCAGUCUGUAAUAUGUGAACAGUUGAUUAGAACGCGCCGCGUACAAUGCACAGUUUUUGUUCGAGAUAUUAAAAAAAGUGUUAAAAUUAGUGAAAUAAUCCUGUGAAAAUUAAUGGAAAAAUAUUGUAAAAAAAGAAAUUAUUAAUAUCUAGUGAAUUAGAAAAAACUGACGAAAACAUUGAAAACCAGUGCGAAAAUUUGUGAAAUAAUAGAAAAAAAAAGUGUAAAUUUAUCGAAAAAAAGCGAAAGUUAUCGAAAUUUAUACGAAAUAUCGAAGUUAGUCUGAAAAAAUGAAUUGUUUAAAGUUUAUUGUAAAACAUUUAUUGUUUAUAUUUAAUUUAAUUUUCGCGAUAGUGGCCCUAGUUAUCAUUGGCGCCGGCAGUUACGCCUUCCACUACGUGACCCACAACGAAGUUCUGACCAACAUUACCUCCAUAGCCGAGGUCAGCGUGCUCCAGAACUUCAACGAGGACAUCCUGAAGUACAUAUGCAUCGCUAUAAUUGCGCUCGGAUGUUUGAUAUUUGUAAUAUCUUUCUGCGGCUGCUGUGGAUCUAUAGCGGAGAACAAAUGUCUUAUUGUUUCGUACGCCGUAGUGAUGUUAAUCCUAGGUGGCGCUUGUAUCUUCGUGCUCGUGACCAGGUCAGGGUACUUUGACAAAGCUGAGAGGGCGGUGGAGAGGACGCUUAAUGAGACCUUUUACACUCCACAGUACCCGAUUGAAGAUGAAAGCAUACACGCUGUACAAUAUACUAUAAAGUGCUGCGGCACCCGUGGUCCAGAGUUUUACAACGGGACAACGUUUAAUGCAGACAAUUUGGACCCAGCUAUAUUAGACAUAAUAUACGAGAAACUGAACAUUUCUGGGGUUGGAUUAAUAUCCCCUAGCUGUUGCUCCACAUUAGAUUUACGAGCAUUCUUGGAUGACCCCAAAGAUUACAUCGUAAAUACCUUCCAAUGUACUCAAGAAGAUGUGUAUGAAGAAGGUUGUGUGACAAAAGUUUUGGGUUAUUUUGAUGUCGUGGAGAAGUAUUUUACUAUUAUACUUAUUGUGGUUACUGCUGUUGUGGCCUUGGCGUUUAUAUUCGGCGUUUACAUGUGCUGCGCUAUAAAAUCCAAGAAAGAAAAAAAAAGGUACUAUUAAAUCAACAAUAAAAAUAAAAAAUAGUAAAAUUUUCAAACCACAUCGGCUACCAACGGGCCAAGAAUAAAUAAAAAUCAAAUAAUAGGUAGUAAGGAAAAGCGGAAAUUCCACUGUCAAGAGAGAAGAGAGAAAAUAAUAAUAAAAAAAACGACAAAUUGACACUUGCGCUUCGCUUGGCUCGACUUGGCGGGGACACUCCCUUGUCUCCAGAUAAGUUGUUUUAAUUUUCCUUUGUCACAGAGAAAUACAAACAUAUCUUCUCUUAUUUCUCGUCAGAGGUUAAAAGACGGGGAGUUCGAAAUUGAUUUAAUCUUUUUUCAAUGAAGUACAUAGAUACAUAAUUUUUUUUUUGGAUUUUGUAAUAAAAAAUUUACAGUAAAAAUAUUGAUCAUAAAUCUAUAUGCUAUCAA